AUGAAGAGCAAAAAGCGACAUAGCGUCGAAGAAGCUCUGAGAUCAGUCACGAGGGGGGAGUUGAAGCAUGUCAAGAUCAAGGAGCUACAGGAGAAGCUGGCACAGGUGCAGGUUGAGGUACAAUUGCAGGUGACCAUGAUUAUGAGAUCCGAGAACCUUGAGCGUCUCGAAUCGCUGAUCACCUCCAACAAAUCAAACGCAACCCAGCUUUCAUCGCUACGUGAAAAUAUCCAGAUACUCAGGUCUGGCGUUCGUGCUGCGGACUUGAACCCGGAGAUCUCGACACAACUGCUCCACCUUUUUCAGCUGUCCUCAAGCGAGACUGACCGCAGUUGCCGUGAUUAUAUUUUGAAAGGAAUCAGCUUCCCAACGAUGAGGAAACGAUACAAUGAAGUUGUCAAGGCCCACCAAACAACUUUUACUUGGAUAGUAGAAGAUGACAGGCCAAGUGACCCGCUUACUAGGACACCCAUUGCCGAUGCGAACACUCAUUGCAAGCCAAAUGACCUGUCCAUCAAACAGAAUGGGCAGGCUGACUUCCACGUCUCAAUCCGCAAGGCUUUCCAGGGAUGGCUUUCCGAUGGGAAGGGGAUCUUCCAGAUCAUCGCCAAACCCGGCGCCAGCAAAAGCACGAUGAUGAAGUUAAUCUGUAAUAGUCCUGAGACAGAGAGGUUUCUUCGAAAAUGGUCUGGUAGGAAGACACUCAUCAAAGCAAAACAUUUCUUCUGGAAACAGGGAGAUAGAAUUCAGAGUUCGAUGGACGGGAUGCUUCGCGCUCUACUGUACGAUACCUUAAGCCAGGCCCCUGAGCUCAUUGCACAUGUACUUUCUGAGCAAUGGAAAACCAGCCGAUCCACCCCAUGGCAUUCCCACGCCGUCCCCGAGAUUUCAGAUGCAGACGUAGGAAACGCUUUUAGAAGGCUUUUUUCAGGCACGAACCUGGAUUUCUUUGACAAGUAUUCGAUUUGCAUUUUCCUGGACGGCCUAGACGAAUUUGAGAGCAGCGACCCUGUCGAAUUAAUUACUUGCUUACGGCAUCUGGCAACGCUCCACGAAUCUAUCAAGCUCUGUGUCUCGAGUAGAGCCAUGAGCACUUUGGCAUUACUUGAAGACGAUCUGCCUUGGGAGAAGCUGUAUCUUCAUAAAGUCACGGAGAGCGAUAUUCGAAAGGUCACACGCGAUCGAUUGCUUGGACAUGGAGCAUUCCAGCGGAUGAUGCUAGAGCAGAAAGUUCGUUGCGAGUCUCUUAUUAGACGAGUUGUUCACAAGGCAGAAGGGGUUUUCCUGUGGGUGACAUUGAUCCUCAACAUUCUUUGUGAAGGACUUAUCGAUGAUGACACACUAUCAGACUUGUGGGAGAAGAUAGAAUUCUAUCCAGACGAUCUUGACAAAUUUCUUCAACGGAUAGUCAGCUCGAUUUCGCCAGAAAAUCGGAAGUCAGCAUACCACACCUUCGCCAUUGCCCUUCAGGCUCGUCGCGGCUUAUUACUUCUGAAUUACUCGUUUAUGGAAAGUUAUACUUCGAACAGGAAAUUUGCCAUGGAAAUUAAGAAUGACAGUGUGCUAUCUUCAAAGGAAGAAGAUACACGUCUAGCUCGAACACAAAGACGUCUAGUAUCUCACUGUAAAGCUCUUUUGCAGGUCAAUAACGAUCAUGGCGUGUUCAAUGCUCCCACUGUUAGUUUUAUUCAUCGAUCAGCGCGAGAGGCUUUUGAACAAGAUCAAAUUAAGGCGGAUAUGGCCGGGUAUCUCAAAGAUUUUGAUGUGUUGGACGCAAUAUUACAGACAUCUCUUGCGGUGAUCAAGCUCGGCUAUAUGUGGGGCACUAGGGAUGCCACGGCUCAGGGAAAGGCUCGGGACUGGACUGGCAUGUUUACUGACUACUUGGAACGAGUCGCCGCCCCAACGAUUGAAGUCGUCGGACCACGAUGCACCACUACCAUAUGCGAAUCGCUCGACAACAUUGCGUCAGCUGUGCUCCACAGACAAGGAAUCGUUGGUAAAUCAUUCGAAGACGUCGAAUGGGCAAAAUUCAACGUAGACCUGUCGAUCCACCCGAAUCGCCCGAGGAUACCAGGCCGAGGUGUUGUGACCUCUCUAGUCCACCAGGCGAUGGCAUUCGAUAUUCCCUUCUACUGCGAAUGGACAGCGAAAAAGUUCACAAAUUUAGAACAACAUCGUGAAGCAGCAGUUGAAUUACUGUGUCCUUACAUCACUGAGCGGCUGAAUUAUCGCGUGCGUAUUCCAAAUGUAGAAAAACCUCAUUGGAUUGAAAGUUUGUUUCUCAUGGGAAUUUCCGCAAAUUGUCCUCAAUAUUCGCUGGCGAAGAUUUUUGGAAAGCCAGUUUGGUAUAUGAUGCUUCGUAAUUCAGUUUUGAGACAGGGUUUCCAUUUACAACGGAACGAUUACUUUUGGCACAUCUUCGAGAUUUUCGUCAGACAUGGCGCGGACUGUUCACUCACUAUGAAUAUGAAGCCAUUAGUCAAAGACAACAGAAAGGCAAUCAGGGUGGUAUGGGCCGGCGAAUGUGUGGAUGUUCACGACAAAGAAUGGGCAUGGAGGCCCCUCCAUGAUUCAAAAAUAAGUGUGGUGAGAUUGCAAGAUAUAAUUGACCGCUGGAAGCCAGAUAGCGAGAACAUACUGAAGGAACUUAUCUUUCGAAACCAAGCACGUGAACGAGAAUCACCAAGCAUACUCACACUAUCGAAUCGAGAUUAUGAGGAAAAGUGCAAAGCUGCGAUCAUAGCCGGAGAGGAUCCGAAGAAGGUUAUUUUCAGGAUGAGGGAAUCAAAUUGGGACGUCUCACCACCUACAGCAGCUGAGAAGGAAGCUGCCCGACUCGACCAAUGGGCGACAGAUACUCCCAGUCCAUACUCCUCCGAGGACGGCAUAGAUCUUGCUCUGAAAGAUAUGUCGUUUUUGGCAUUUGUAUUUGGGUAUGCAAUUCUGAGCGUCCCCUUGAUUCUGAUGAUCCUUGUUAUAUAUACCGUGAUAUUUUUAGCGCAAGACUGGAUGCCUGUGUUUCUUUCGAGUUCAAACUUUCCCGAGUUGUAA
Cadophora gregata is the source of this 3054-nucleotide messenger RNA. RefSeq lists its product as uncharacterized. The record is from RefSeq and is a predicted model, not a curated record. Lineage: Eukaryota; Fungi; Ascomycota; Leotiomycetes; Helotiales; Ploettnerulaceae. The transcript is spliced from 3 exons. The coding region runs from base 1 to 3054 and encodes 1017 amino acids.